Molecule: messenger RNA, 1626 nt
Organism: Umbelopsis ramanniana AG
Lineage: Eukaryota; Fungi; Mucoromycota; Umbelopsidomycetes; Umbelopsidales; Umbelopsidaceae
Exons: 6
Coding region: 1-1626 (541 amino acids)
Biological process (GO): transmembrane transport
Molecular function (GO): transmembrane transporter activity
Source: RefSeq, a predicted model, not a curated record
AUGGAAGGAGCCAAAAAAAACUUAUCCACUGCAACUAUUUAUGUUGGUCUUUCCGUGUCGAUGUUCAUGGCAUCGUUGAAUUCAACCGUCAUUGCCCCUGCUAUGGGCAAGAUUUCUUCUCAGUUGAAUGACAUCGAGGAUGCUACCUGGAUCGCUACAGCAUACCUUGUAGCCUUUAAUGCCACGCAACCUCUUUACGGAAAAUUUUCAGACAUCUUUGGCCGAAAAGUCGUUAUUCAGGUCGCCAUCUUUCUCUUCUUCAUUGGAUCCAUUGUCAAUGCACUCGCAACCUCUAUGGGUAUGCUCAUCGCUGGUCGAACUGUGCAAGGCUUGGGUGGUGGUGGUGUGAUUUCAAUCUGCUACAUCAUCAUUGCCGAUAUCUCUCCUGUGGAUAUGCGCCCUAGAUACCAGGCUCUCAUGAUGGUCAUUUACGGUGUCGCUAGUGUAGUUGGACCUUUGAUUGGCGGCGCUUUUGUUGAUCACGUUUCAUGGAGAUGGGAUUUCUGGCUAAACGUCAUUCUAUCAGUCGUCGCUUUCACCAUCAUUACUGUCUUUUUGAAACUGCCAGUGGAAGGACCUUCAUCGUUCCGAGACAAGAUGAAGCGAAUUGACUGGCUUGGUAUUGCUUUCUCUAUUCUGUUCGUCGUCUUGCUUCUCCUUGCUUUGAGCUGGGGUGGUGUCAAGUAUGCCUGGAACAGCCCUCAUGUCAUUGCAUGCUUUGUUGCUUCCGGUGUUUCGCUCAUUAUCCUCGGAUUUGUUGAAGGCUACGUUGCCAAAGAACCUCUCAUUCCGUUCCCUGUACUUCUCAAUCCUGCUAUAGCCAUCAUCUAUAUAUUCACUUUCUUUGUCGCCUUUGGAUUCAUCGGAACACUUUAUUUCGGUCCUGUCAUCUUCCAAUCUGUGUAUGGUGCCGAUAGUACGACAUCGGGUCUCCGACUUCUUCCCUACAUGGUAAAUAUAAUUUUGAUUUGCAUGAUUGCUGCUUCUAUUGGAAGUGGAUUUUUCAUCCCUAUUGUCAAGCGUGUCAAGCCUUUCAUUGUCGCAGGAGCUGCUCUUAACCUUCUAGGCUACGGUUUGUUCUAUACCCUAAACCCCGGCUCAAACUAUGGUCAGCAAACUGGAUAUCUCAGCUUUGCCGGCUUGGGCUUCGGCUUUACUAUGCAGAACUGCAUUGUUGCUGUCCAGAACUCUUCAGAGAAAAAGUAUCUAGCUGUCGCUACAAGUUUGAAUUCCUUCUUUAUGACCUUGGCUUCUGCUAUCGGUAUCGCCAUCUAUCAAACUGCUAUGAAUGUCAUCAUCGCCGGAGAACUGGAGUCUGCUGAUCCUGCCGCUGUACAAGCUGCUGAAGCCAUUGGUGCCAUUGCCAACUACACCGCUAUUGGACUCCUUCCAGAACAAUUCCGCAAAAUCAUUGUCGAUGUGUUCUCAGUCACCUUACACAAGGUGUUCAUCAUCCCUCUUGUUACUGCCGGCGGCGCUUUUAUUGUCUCCCUGUUCAUUAAGAAUGAUAGAUUUGGUGGACCCAUUGCAAAGGAGGAGGUCAACGUAAGCGAACCUACCGCAGCUGCAGACCAUAAGGAAGAGGUUGUUGAUGAGGAAAAGGCUAUUGCCUCCAAUGAAGCAUAA